Parastagonospora nodorum SN15 is the source of this 813-nucleotide messenger RNA. RefSeq lists its product as hypothetical. The record is from RefSeq and is a predicted model, not a curated record. The coding region runs from base 1 to 813 and encodes 270 amino acids. Gene Ontology annotation, cellular component: nucleus; 90S preribosome. The transcript has 3 exons. Lineage: Eukaryota; Fungi; Ascomycota; Dothideomycetes; Pleosporales; Phaeosphaeriaceae.
AUGUCAGAUUCAGAUUCAGAAGGUGGUGUGCCCCUGAUCGAGGCCGAGUUUGAUAUCACGGCAUCAUCGAAGAAGAGAAAGAGAGAGGCCGAGCCGGACGCGACCAAAGACAGCAAGAAGGCCGCCAAGAAGCUGAAACGCAAGGAAAAGAAGAAGCUGAAAGUGAAAGAGAUUGACGAAGAUGACUUGGAUCAAGCUCUAGGCGUCAAUCAUGCGUUUGAGCACAUGGACGGUCAACUGGUGGCGGAUUAUGUCAACGCCCGAACACGACUCUAUGGAAAAGAGUUGAGCAGUGUAGAGCUUGAGGACAAAUUCAUACCUGGUACGCACAAAUUCACCUCGAAUACUAAAAAGUCUAACUGGAAGCAAUGCACUGCAUUGGAACCAACACCCAAGAAGCCAGUCGGUGCGCCGCACACCAUUAUCGUCACCGCAUCUGGAAUCCGUGCUGCCGAUAUAGUCAGAUCUCUUAAAUCGGGAUUGCCAAAAGAGCCCAAGAGUCUCAAGGACCCCAACAUUGCUAAACUGUUUGCCAAACACAUGAAGCUUGCCGAGCAAGUAGCUCACCUGAAGAAGACCAAAAUUGACUUCGCAGUCGGAACACCUGAUCGGCUGGCGGCGCUAUUGGAGGAGAAGGCCCUGUCAACAGCAAACCUGAAGCAGGUGGUCAUCGACGUCUCAUACAUUGACCAGAAGAAGCGUGGCAUUCUCGACAUGAAAGAGCUCCACGAGUCUCUAAUCAAGUUCCUACUUCGCAAGAACUUUCUUGGUGAAGGAAAGGAGCGUGGCGAUGAUCUUUUUCUUUUCUUUUGA